Molecule: messenger RNA, 351 nt
Organism: Fusarium proliferatum ET1
Lineage: Eukaryota; Fungi; Ascomycota; Sordariomycetes; Hypocreales; Nectriaceae
Exons: 3
Coding region: 1-351 (116 amino acids)
Biological process (GO): regulation of transcription by RNA polymerase II
Molecular function (GO): protein dimerization activity; DNA-binding transcription factor activity, RNA polymerase II-specific; RNA polymerase II cis-regulatory region sequence-specific DNA binding
Source: RefSeq, a predicted model, not a curated record
AUGUCGUCUCCAAAUAACAAGUCUCCAGCCAAUGGCGAUGCCGGGGCCGCCGAUGAGAAACCACGACUCACUGAGGAGGAAAAGAAGCAGAACCAUAUCGCAUCUGAGCAGAAGCGACGCCAAGCGAUUCGUGAAGGCUUCGACCGCUUAACUGAACUGGUGCCUGGCUUAGAAGGCCAGGGGAGAUCCGAAGGCCUGGUGCUGAAGCGGACAGUUGACUAUAUGCGUGAGCAGCUCUCAGAGAGGCAGGCCAUGGUUGAUCGUAUUGAACAGGCUGGCGGUGAUGUCGAUGAGAAACACAAGAAGGCGCUAUAUCAACAGGCGGCGAACCCAGGUCGUACUAGGGGAUGA